This is a messenger RNA of Xyrichtys novacula (pearly razorfish), 11843 nucleotides long. NCBI's taxonomy places the organism in Eukaryota, Metazoa, Chordata, Actinopteri, Labriformes, Labridae. The record is from the annotation of a GenBank genome assembly.
UGCGUCAGUCUGUCGCUGCAAAACUUUAUUGCUCCGAACCGGAAGACAAAGCGAGCUACGUGUCAGGAAAAGGAGACUCGGCUAAAUGGGCGAAGGCGAUCAGGCCGCCUGAGCUCACCUUAUUGGAAUACUUUCUUCAGUUUUAACUUUUCUUUUUUGGCUUUGACUUUUAAUUAAACACAAUAAUCAGGAUUUGUGACAUUGAGAAGUGACGAUGUUAACAAAAUUUGAGACGAAGUCGGCCCGUGUGAAAGGUAAGAGUCUUCCGGCUGCAGCUAGCUGACGAGCUAACAGGAGCUAGCUGACGUGUAACAGAUCAUAUACUCAUUUUGUUGUAAUUAUUCUGUGAUUAAAUAGUUAUUUUAAUGAGCAAAUGUAACAUACAGCUUGAUUUUGAAUUUCUGUGUGUCUGUUGGUUGUUAAAGUGAAAUUAUACUGAAUUAGACACGACGCUCCGUUGCGAGUAGCCAAUUCGUCAAGAUGUACCAUAUGAUCUUAUACUGAACUGUAACAUUUGAGACAGAUAUUUAUAUUAUGAGUUAGUUAAUGAUCUGAAUUCACAUUUCAGGCCUUAGUUUUCAUCCUAAGAGACCAUGGGUUCUUGCAAGUUUACACAACGGAGUGAUCCAGCUGUGGGACUAUCGGAUGUGUACACUGAUCGAUAAGUUUGAUGAACACGAUGGUAAGACAGCAGCAGUCUGGAUCAAUCUAUGCUCCUGUUUUUAUAAGAUUUAACUCCACACUGGGGUCUUAACAGAUGUCUAAUAAUCUUGAUGUGUCUUUGCUCAAAGGUCCAGUCAGAGGAAUUGAUUUCCAUAAACAGCAGCCUCUGUUUGUGUCAGGAGGAGAUGACUACAAGAUCAAGGUGAGGGGCUGAUUUUACAGACUUGCAGUUCAAGUACUGGACAAGGGUCUGGAUCAAUUCCAUUGUGAUGCAGAAGGAUGAAGCUUGAACUAGCCGUCAGUUAACCCCAGAUAAGUGGAGCCAAGUUACUGGAGGGAAAACCUUUUCUACUCACAUCAUACAGCCCUAGUGUAAAUCUUAUUGGUACUAACCCAUUGCCCAGUGAGUUGGUGGGUCUCUAGUUAAUAUUCAUAGAUUUAAUAAAUGUGAUAGUUAAAUGUGUGUGUAAAAUUAAGUUCAGAGCAGAACACCAAGUUAGACACCCCUUGGGAGACAAAUGUUGCAGACCACUUGCUUCUCUAGUUUUACCAACUUAAGUUACGACCGUAGGAUAGCAAUACAGAGCCGUCUGAGGAGCCAUAAACAAACCUCAACCUCGGUGUUAUGUUUUUUUUGCCGGAAUAUCCCUUUAAUGCCCUGUCAGUGGUUAUCUUUUACCAUAACAUUUCGCAUGUGUCUGUUGAUUAAACUUCCCUGUUUUGAUCAGGUUUGGAACUAUAAGCUGAGACGCUGCCUCUUUACCCUCCUCGGACAUCUAGACUACAUCAGAACCACCUUCUUCCAUCAUGUGAGUUGUUCUGCGUCUGUAAACUCCCGACAAUAUUAUGACCAUCUGUAUCUGUAAACUCAUUAAACCUCGUCCGUUCCUGCAGGAGUAUCCCUGGAUUCUGAGUGCAUCUGAUGACCAGACGAUUCGCAUCUGGAACUGGCAGUCCAGGACCUGCGUCUGGUAAGACUGCAGAGAUUUUUGAACAGCAAAACACAAUUAAGAUAGUAAUUGAUGAAUAACUAAAUAAGGCUCAAACUUUACGAAUCACUUUGAUUUCAUAUCUUGCGCAAGUCAGAACAUCCAACCCUCAAACUAUGGUGUAAAUAACAGCUGAGGAGUUCGGGUGGAAAGUCACUUAUAACAUUUACAUAUAUUAUUUGCCCUCAUGCUUUUUUGAGGAGUUUCUAAAAGUAGUACUAUCACUUUCAGGUAUUCUCUGAGGAAAGUGUUGUACUUUGCUACAUUUUACUCACAAUUACAGUGACUGAAUUUCAAAAAUUACUCAAAUAAACAAGUUUUCCUCAAACUUAACUAAAUACAUUUGUCUAAUUUCUAAUUGAUGAUCUUAUUCCACAAAAUUUGAUCCAAAUGUACAUGACAGGCCAUGUUUUAAAUCUUAUUUUGAGAUCAAAUAUUUUGUAUAAAUUCCUGUAGCAGGUUUUACAUCUUAAAAGAAAUAAUUGCACGCAGCUAUUGCAGACGUUUGUACUCAUUACAGUAAUUUGAAGACCUUAUUUGUAGCCUGUGAUAAACAGCUGCUCUGCACAGCCAGUCAUUACAUUAUUGUGCAGAAACCAACUAUAAAGAAACAAUGAGCCAAAAGUAAGCACUCAGCGCCUGAGCUACAUUUUAAUUAAAGUACUUGUGUAAAUUAACGAGCUGGUUGCUUUACCUCCUCUUGAGUAAAAUGUAGUAAAAAUGAUUUCACUCCGACUGGAGUAGAAAUAUUUCAGCAUUCUUUCCACCUCUAUUCUUGUGAUGAUUGUCGUCGUUGCUCUAAAUGAGAAUUAUCUACCCCUUCUUAUCCUCAGUGUACUGACCGGUCAUAACCAUUACGUGAUGUGCGCCCAGUUCCACCCAUCCGAGGACCUGGUGGUGUCAGCCAGUCUGGAUCAGACCGUGCGAGUGUGGGAUAUUUCCGGUGAGAGUCUGGGACAUGAAGGACCAGAGGACAGUGGGCUGGGUUGAGGAAGGGUUGGGAGGGGGGCAGAGUGGUAAGACGGAGGAGGAAGAAGCUGAAACAGGAUGAUUGAUAUCAAGUCCUACAUCGCCUCGUCCUCCUCUGACUUUGGAGAAGACAAAUCUCUGUGGGCUGUUCGCAGAAACACCUCUCUCCAAAAGAAUACAUCUUGUUUGAAUUCAAACACAGUAUGGUGUUUAUACCGUAUGAAGAAAUCGAUAACAUUCAAACAGGUUUAAGAUGUAUUUUUGAACACAAGCUCAUGAAGAGGGAGAGGUGCCUCUGUGCUUCUGCAUGCUCCUAGACUCUGUGUUUGUUGUUGUUGUUUCUGACGUCUUGUUACCUCUCCUCUUACUAACUAACAGUUGAUUCGCUCACAUCUGCUGUAACUCUCUGACGUGUGUAAACCUGCUUAGAAUGAGGAUCUGUAACUCUCUCCUGUCCCACAGGAUUCAUGUGCUUUCUUGAACUCACGUUUUCUGUCAUCACGCAUGAUUUCAGAUUCACAAACAUUUAUUAAUGAGCUUCGACACUGAAUUUUUAUCCUCUAUUCACCAUGCACCGCAUUCUUUUAACACAGGACGCCUCUUUUGCAUCCUAAGUUUUAUUAUGGGAAGUAUAUUACUCCCUAUAAUGCUGUUAUUGACAGUUUUUGCUUGAUUGAAUACUGUUCAGAAAAAAACCCAUCACUACUAACAGGUUAGAGACUCCAUGUAACCACAUAGUUAACCUUUUUGAUACUUUAAACACUGUAAUACUUCCCCUUGGCAUGACGGCUGCACAGCUGACUCCAUGACUCGAACUUUAACAUCAAACAUCCAUCAGUCUUCAUAUUUCUCUUAGCUGGAGUCACUUCUUUAUCACCAGUCUCACUCCUCAUCCUCAAACUGAUCCCUUUUUUUUAACCGCAUGUGACUCAAACAUGUUUGCAGAAAUACGCAUGAGCCUCUUAGAGAGAGAAACCUUCAUAUUCCUUUCAUCCAAACGCCCCAUCAGAGCACGUCUUUACAAACGCCAAACACCACCCACCCAUCCGCCAAGUCCACAUGCUCCCUGUGUCCUCCUUAUCCCAUGCUCUACCCGGAAACAUCCACUCCUGCACAUGGGUUCCUAGUGCCAUACCUUCCCGCUCCCCCUCCUCUUAAUUUCAUUCCUUCAUGCUGCUGAACUUUCUGUUCACCGCAGACUUUUAACGGGCAGGAAUCACCGACACAAGCUGCUGUGUUUUCUCAGCCGUUUUCUGUUUCCUGAUCUCAUUUGAGUCUGGGAGGUAAUCAUCGUCUUUCUUCGCUGUCCAAUCAAAUCAUGAAUAGUUUGUUAUUCGUCUGUGUGCCGGUGAUUCGUUAACCCAAUCAGCACGACUCUUACUGUCAUGAUUGCUUCCAGACUUAAGUCAGAGGGAGAAUGAGAGAGCCGAGGUUGUGUUUGUGUGUUUUUCCAGCCUGUGUGUGUGUUCAGAGGUCCAGCAGCUCUCAUCAUCCAUUUCUUUCAUAUUUAAUGAUUUCAGUAAUUGGUGUUUUGUUUUCCCUCUUGCCCUGAACUGUGGUUGUGCCCUGUGUAACAUGAAUAUGGCUCCUUCCUUGCACGCGUUGCCUUGAAUGUUGGUUCCAGGUCUGAGGAAGAAGAACCUGUCUCCUGGCGCUGUGGAGACGGAGGUGCGCGGCAUCUCUGGAGUCGACUUGUUCGGCGUCUCCGAUGCUGUUGUCAAGCAUGUCCUCGAGGUGAGCAGAGGGUUUGAAGAUCAGAUUCUGUUUUUUUUUAAAUGUGAAAUGUUUUCGUUUGAGUUGAUCAAACUUUAACUUCACAGAGGAGGGACUGAAGGUUUUUUUUGCUUCUUUAAAAGUUGAGCCGUAUUGAAGUUGGAUGCCAUCCCCUUUAAGAAAACAUCUUAACUCUGUUAUUUGGCCUCAGGCUGCCAAAUUUCUAAAAUGCCUCCAGUCACAUUCAGGGUGACAAAUAUAGACCACAUUAGUGUGAACAGAACAGCAUGUACCUGUCAGUACCUAAAGAGCCGAAGAGAAACAAGCUCAGCUCUGUCGCAGGCUUUUCCAAAUCAUCACUGACGUCCAAGAUUUAGAGGAUUUCAUGGAAAAUACCAAUUAAACCUGUUUUUGAGGUUAAAUAUAGAAAAUAUUGGCAGUUCUUUGUGUUUCCAAGUCCUGGGUAGUUCCUCCUAAUGUCAAAAACAAGAAGAAAUAAGGAAGUGAAAUUACUCGUCUGGGUUGGUCUUGAACAGAAAGAGUUGUGUGUUAAUGAAAAAGAUGCACAGCGAGCGGCUCAGUCGCUCACAGAUCUUUUAAAUUAACCUUUUCUUCUCCUUUAAAUCGACAUUUUUUUUCAUAGUUCUGAUUGUGUGACUGCGUUUCUCUGUCCAGGGUCACGACCGUGGGGUCAACUGGGCAGCCUUCCAUCCCAGCAUGCCCCUCAUCGUGUCUGGAGCCGACGACAGGCAGGUCAAGAUCUGGAGAAUGAACGGUGAGCGACUCAGACAUCAGUGAUCAACAGUUUGCUCCUCUCUCUCUCUGUCUCUCUCUCUCUCUCUUUCUCUUUCUUCAUUUGUUGAUGUCAGCAUCACCUCUUUGGUCUCCUCCUCCUCCUCUAAUCCUCCAGAAUCUAAAGCCUGGGAGCUGGACACAUGUCGCGGUCACUACAACAACGUGUCCUGCGCCGUCUUCCACCCACGCCAGGAGCUCAUUCUGUCCAACUCUGAGGACAAGAGCAUCAGGGUGUGGGACAUGUCCAAAAGGACCGGAGUGCAGACCUUCCGCCGGGACCACGACCGCUUCUGGGUUCUGGGAGCUCACCCAAACCUGAACCUGUUCGCUGCAGGUAGGUGGUGAAGCUGCUCUGCAUUCUGCAUGUCGCACAAACUCUUCAGACUCUUUCCUGCCACAAAAGAGCUUCAAACUUCAGUCCUGUUUGUGUGACACUUACACUGAAAGACCACAUGUGUGUCCUCCAGGUCACGACAGCGGCAUGAUUGUGUUCAAGUUGGAGCGUGAGCGUCCUGCAUACGCUGUUCACGGCAACAUGCUGUACUACGUCAAGGACCGCUUCCUCCGCCAGCUGGACUUCAACAGCAGCAAGGACACGGCUGUCAUGCAGCUGCGCAGGUGGGUCCAAAACUCCCUCUUUGAUAUCUUAGAUCAGUAAAUGAAGAUCUUCAUUUAGAGAUCUGAGUGUGACACACUGUCUUUUCUACAUGAUCUUGUUCUAGCGGGUCCAAGUUCCCGGUGUUCAGCAUGUCUUACAACCCUGCAGAGAACGCAGUCCUGCUCUGCACUGUAAGCAUCUCUUAAUUAAAACACUCACUCAAGUUACUCCCAUUCUGAUAUUUACAGUCACUUAAAUUAAUUAUUUAAUUGAUGUAAUCUCAUCCUCCUCCUGCAGAGGGCGACCAACCUGGAGAACAGCACUUACGACCUUUACUCUAUCCCCAAAGAAAGCGACUCUCAGAACCCUGAUGGUAAAAAAAGAAACAUCUCUCACUGAAGUUCAGAUAUUUCCUCUUUCAAGUCAUCCAUAAAAAUGUAAAUAUUGACAAAAAAGUAACACAGAGUCUGUGUUUCUCUCAGCACCUGAAGGGAAGAGGUCUUCUGGUCUGACUGCAGUCUGGGUGGCGAGGAACAGGUUUGCCGUCCUGGACCGUAUGCACUCUGUAAGUUCUUUUUGCAGGUCUAGAAAUUAUGGAAAUGUUCUGGAAAAAUACAGAAGUAUAUUAAAAGAUGAGAUUUAAUCAUUGUCCCACAAGUCCACGCCCACUCAGUCAACAGAUCAGUUGCAGUUGACGGAGCAGUAAUCACCAUUUUCAUUUGCAUAUCUUGUUGAAACAUGAUCUCCCGUGUCCUGUAAGAGUUUUAUAGAGAUCCAAGUUUGGGGGGGUGGUGAGAGGUCGCUACCUUUUUUAAAAAUGUUAUUCUUAUUUUUAAAAUUUCAUUUAUUUUUGGUUUUAUUGGAUUGCAACGUACCUGUUACCUUUAUCGGACUGCUGUACUUGUUUCCCUUUAAAAGCUGUUCACAAAAAAAUUAAAAAACAGAGCAGCGCCGCUGUAGAAAGUAAUGAUCUGAAAAUCCUCUGUCUCUACUUCAGCGGUCCCUUUAGUCUUUUUAAAAUGUGUAAUCUUCCUUUAAAUCAGCUCCUCUAACAUCUCCCACUCCUCUCCUCAGCUGCUGAUCAAGAACCUGAAGAAUGAGAUCGUGAAGAAAGUCCAGGUCCCCAGCUGUGAGGAGAUCUUCUACGCCGGCACAGGCUCCCUGCUGCUGCGGGACGCUGACGGCGUCACGCUGUUCGACGUGCAGCAGAAACGCUCCCUGGCCACCGUCAAGAUCGCCAAGGUCAAGUACGUGGUGUGGAGCUCCGACACCAGCCACGUGGCUCUGCUGGCGAAACACGGUGGGUGGAUUAGAUGAAUAUCUGCGAGUCUGAACAUUGUUAUCUGCUUGUUUGUGGAGCCUGAGCUGAGGCUGUGGAUCAUCUCUCAGACAUUAACUGUGUUUGGAGAAACCAGAGAGAGGCACUAAUGAGAUUUCAUCACCUCUUAUCAUGAGGCUGAAAGAUCUUUGCUCGUAUUUUAUUAUUCUGCAGCAAACUCUGCUCGAUAGUUCCACUCGAGGAGAGAAGAGGAUGCUGUGUUUGAAACAUUUACUCUUUGGGGUGUCCUUUAAAACGCUCCAAAAUCUCUUGACGUAGACUUAAUUCAAAUCUCUGCUCUGUCGUUUCCCUCAGCCAUCAUGAUCUGCAACCGUAAGCUGGAGAGUCUGUGCAACAUCCACGAGAACAUCAGAGUGAAGAGUGGAGCCUGGGACGAGAGCGGCGUCUUCAUCUACACCACCUCCAACCACAUCAAAUACGCCCUCACCUCUGGGUAGGUCCUCCUCAAAAAAACAGUGGUGUAUAUUCACUGUCUGAUCUUGACAUUCAUCCAAACUGCAGAAAAAAAGAUCUUUUCAGGGUUGUGAGAUUUACCGGCCUCUUUGUGAGCUCUGGUUUUCUUUGUACCCCUCCGUUAGCCGAUAUUUAAACAAUAGAUUUAUAACACAAGUGUGCAUAAACACUGUUUUCACUGUGUGUUCUUGUAGGGAUCACGGCAUCAUCAGGACCCUGGACUUGCCCAUCUAUGUGACCCGUGUAAGAGGAAACAGCGUCUACUGCCUGGACAGAGAGUGCAGGCCCCGAGUCCUCACCAUCGACCCCACAGAGUACCGCUUCAAACUGGCCCUGGUCAACCGCAAGUACGAUGAGGUGAGUCUUUGAUUUCCUGAGCUCUAACGUAUCCAUGGACUUUUAGGUCUCCCUUCCUUCAGUUCUAGAUCAUGUUUUCUGUCUUUGUCCCUCCAGGUGCUCCACAUGGUGCGUAAUGCAAAGCUGGUGGGUCAGUCCAUCAUCGCCUACCUGCAGAAGAAGGGUUACCCUGAGGUGGCUCUGCACUUUGUCAAAGACGAGAAGACUCGCUUCAGUCUGGCUCUGGAGUGUGGAAACAUCGAGGUGAGCUGCUGCUGCUGGGAAAACAGUUUCUAAUUUUGGACACCCACUUUUUUUCCCUCUUGGAGCUGUACCUCAGACUCUUCUUCGGCUUUCUGGGUCACUCCCCUGAACGUUUCUCUGUCCUCGUUCUCGCAGGUGGCUCUGGAGGCGGCUAAGGCCCUGGACGAGCGCAGCUGCUGGGAGCGUUUGGGUGAAGCGGCGCUGCUGCAGGGACACCACCAGGUCGUGGAAAUGUGCUACCAGAGGACUAAGAACUUUGACAAGCUCACCUUCCUCUACCUCAUCACCGGAAACCUGGCCAAGCUGCGCAAGAUGAUGAAGAUCGGUGAGAGAUGGAGGCUGAUUUCAUGUUCGGUUACAGGUUCGUGUAUCUUGGCUAACUAAUAUUUAACGUUUGUUUAUCUUUUUGUUUGUAGCUGAGAUCAGGAAGGACAUGAGCGGACACUAUCAGGCUGCUCUCUACCUGGGAGAUGUCAGUGAGAGAGUCCGCAUCCUGAAGAACUGUGGACAGAGUGAGUUCAAGAGUUCAGACAAAACAAUCGACCCGGACUUAAAGAAAAGAGAAUCAGUCAAUAAAGGAGAAAAUAACAUGCAAAAUCAUCCGUCUCUAGAGUCUCUGGCCUACCUGACUGCAGCCACUCAUGGACUGGAUGAAGAGGCUGAGGCCCUGAAGGAGACGUUUGACCCUGAAAAGGAGACGGUGUGUUGUGAAAACUCUCCCAUUACCUUUAACUUGUUUAACUUCUAAAGUCUUGAGCACUAGAUUACUAAAAGGACUUUUAACUACCUUUUUUAUUUAAAUAUUGUUGGAUCUUUGUCUUUCAGGUGCCAGAAGUUGAUCCCAACGCCCAGCUCCUGCAGCCACCUCCACCCAUCAACCCUCUGGACACUAACUGGCCUCUGCUCACCGUGUCAAAGGGCUUCUUUGAGGGAGCCAUCGCCGCCAAGGGUGAGUCAUCAGUCUAGACACAUUCAGACACUCAUUAGAUCUAAUAGAAUUAGAGUACAUAGAAGUACAGAGUGUUCUUGUUCCUGUCUGUGAAGACCCUAGAUCUGUUGUGACAUGUUUGAGUGAACAGUCCUGCGUUUAUGAAGCAGUGAGAAAAGUUUUCCAAGCAAAUAUAAUGAGUUGUUUAAGUUGUGGAAACGUGUAGGAGCUGAUUUCAUCUGAGUGAGAGAGUUGUUUUUCUGCUGUAGGUAAGGCAGGUCAGAUGGCCGCAGACCUGGACAUGGAGGCUCCAGGAGGAGAGGGCUGGGGAGAUGAUGCUGAGCUCCAGCUGGAUGAGGGUAAGUUCAGCAUCUCUGUGAAGAAGUAGUGAGAAGAUUGAGUGACAUAAGAGGCACAUCAGGAGUAACAUGCAUCUUUCCCCGUUUCUCAGAUGGUUUCAUGGAUGCCCAAGAAGGAUUAGGGGAUGAAGGAAUGGGCAAAGAAGAGGGAGGAGGCUGGGAGGUGGAGGAGGACCUGGACCUUCCUCCAGAGCUGGUAAGAGGAGCUACAAAAUAAACACAAGAAGAGUGUCUGUGUUUUUAAUAAUGGGUCUGCUACAGUCAUACAUUAAAUUCGUCUCCCUCCCGACUAUCAGGACGUACCUGCUGCAGGUGGAGGAGCAGAAGACGGCUUCUUCGUUCCACCCACCAAGGGCAUGAGUCCCACCCAGAUGUGGUGCAACAACUCCCAGCUGCCUGUGGAUCACAUCCUGGCUGGAUCCUUCGAAACCGCCAUGAGGGUGAGUACACAGAUCAACACUGGAUUCACAGUAAUUCAUCAUUUACUCUGACAGAGUUGUAUGCUGAGAUUUAAUGUUCAUUUUCUGUCCCACAGCUGCUCCAUGACCAAGUGGGAGUGGUAAGCUUUGGCCCCUACAAGACCCUCUUCAUGCAGACUCUGUCUCGAGGCCGCACCUGUUACCUGGGACUUCCCUCCCUGCCCUGCCUGCGUGGACAUCCUCAGAGAAACUGGAAGGUAUAAGACUUGUUCUCAUUUAGACUUUCACCUCUUUGAAAAAGCCCUCAUAGUUUGAAUAAUAGAGAUAAAUUUACCUUGUUUCUGUCGUUGUAAAAGCAGAUUAAAAACACACAAACACUGAUUUUGUUUCCCCUCAGGACUGCGGUGCAAAACAAGGACUGCCAGCUGUGGGCCUGCGCCUCUCUGACCUUAUCGCUCGCCUGCAGCAGUGCUACCAGCUGACUACAGCCGGCCGCUUUGAGGAAGCUGUGGAACGCUUCAGAGCCAUCCUCCUGUCUGUGCCUCUGCUGGUGGUUGAUAACAAGCAGGAGAUUGCAGAGGUCAGCAUGAAACACGCUGUGAUUUGCAGUCAGUUAAACUCCACAUGCAUCACAAAUCUUUGCAGAGUUUCCACCAUCGAAAUGCAGCUCAAGUUUGCACACUGGGGAUUUAGAAUGCAUCCUGAGCGGCUGUGAUCUGUGUGUUUUCAGGCUCAGCAGCUGAUCACUAUUUGCAGAGAGUACAUAGUGGGUCUGACCAUGGAGACGGAGAGGAAGAAGUUGCCUAAAGAUACUUUGGACCAGCAGAAGAGGCUGUGUGAGGUAAAAAUCUGUUCCAUGUCCGCCCAAAUGAUCACGACUCCUCCUUUGUUUCAUUAAAAGCCUAAUCUUCUCGUGUGUUUCCUUCACAGAUGGCUGCCUACUUCACCCACUGUAAUCUCCAGCCGGUCCACAUGGUGCUGGUGUUGCGUACAGCUCUUAACCUUUUCUUCAAGCUGCGUAACUUCAAGACGGCCGCGAACUUUGCACGCCGCCUGCUGGAGCUGGGGCCAAAGCCAGAUGUUGCACAGCAGGUGGGCAGUGUCACAAAGCGAUCGCUUAAUUUAGAAGACCGUUCCCAUUAUUAUUGUUCCAAAUCUGGUGACUUAUCAUGUCAAAUCUUUCCUCUCCAUUCAGACUCGUAAGAUUUUGGCAGCCUGUGAGAAGACUCUGACGGAUGCUCACCAGUUGAACUACGAUCCCCACAAUCCAUUUGACCUGUGCGCUGCCUCCUUUGUCCCUCUGUAUCGUGGGCGUCCCGUUGAGAAGUGCCCUCUGUCUGGAGCCUGCUACUGUCCUCCAUACAAAGGCCAAAUCUGCAGGGUCACACAGGUAGGGGAACAGAUGUGCACAUGUUGUAAAGCUUCUCAGAACCAUGAAUUGUGUUUAUUUUAUCUAUGUAAAGAGGCAACUAAUUAAGAUAAUAGCCGACAUAUGCAAAAUCAAAUUGCAGUUUUGUAAAAUCAAAAGUCUAAAUGCCACACAAAAGCUAUAAUAACAUUACCUUGUUCCCUCUAACCUUGAUUUUUUUUCUGUUUGUUAUCAGGUGACAGAGAUCGGUAAGGAUGUCAUUGGUCUGCGUGUGAGCCCUCUUCAAUUCCGCUAAGAGAAAACAGAGAUAAUAAGAAGACGAGUUCUGUUCAAACACAUCCACACUUACCCUGUAGAAAUAACACAUUUACUGAAAAGAGAAUUAAAAGCAGAGAUAUAUACAGUAUGCUCCCCUCACUGAUGUUAUAUCGCUGAAAUACUUUUAAAUGUCUUACUUUAUGCACCAUCUAUCUUGCUAAAAGCUUUUUCUUGUACUGUCAUCUCUGUCCUGUAGCUUCAUUAGAGCUGUAAACCUCUCUGAUCGCCCUUUCUGACUUGUGAGAGAUGAAUAAUUCAAUGUUCGCAGUUACUGCUCUAUGUAUCUGGGUGAAAAAGACAAUAAAAAUGCCUGUGUAAUCAUUGGGAACCA